UUCAACAUGAGGAAACAUUUCUUCAACAACGCAGAAACCGGAUUCUUCAAGACCGUCAAGAGGAAGGUGGUCCCCAAGAACCCCAUGACAGACCCCAGCAUGCUGACGGACAUGAUGAAGGGGAACCUGACCAACAUGCUGCCCAUGGUUCUGAUCGGGGGCUGGAUCAACUGGGCCUUCUCUGGAUUCGUCAUCACGAAGGUUCCGUUUCCUCUGACUCUGAGGUUCAAGCCGAUGCUGCAGCGAGGAGUCGACCUGCUGACGCUCGACGCCUCCUGGGUAAGCUCCGCCUCCUGGUACUUCCUGAACGUGUUUGGACUCCGGAGCAUGUACGGGCUGAUCCUGGGUCAGGACAACGCUGCCGACCAGUCCCGGGUCAUGCAGGACCAGAUGACCGGCGCUGCCAUGGCGAUGCCCCCCGACCCAAACAAAGCCUUCAAGAGCGAGUGGGAGGCGCUGGAGGUUGUGAACCACAAGUGGGCUCUGGAGAACGUGGAGGAGAACCUGAUGAGCCGAGACCUGAACUUUGGACCCCCCUCCACCCCCGCCUCGUCCUAGAACACUGUGGGUCCAUGGAGGGUUCUGGAUCAGCUCUCGUGGGACAGAACAGAAACCCAUAGAUGUGACGGACACUUCGGUUCUGAUUAUUUAUUUUUCUAACAGCAGUUGUUGGGCCCGUUCUGUGCAAAGGUUCUGAUCCGGUCCUCUUGGUCCAGAGGAGUUUUCACUCAAUGUAUAAAAACACGAGUUCUGGAUCAAAACCUUUGCAGUGAUGUUGGUUCUGAUGAUCCAGGACCCAAAGUUCACAUUAAAGAUGU
Molecule: messenger RNA, 818 nt
Organism: Nematolebias whitei (Rio pearlfish)
Lineage: Eukaryota; Metazoa; Chordata; Actinopteri; Cyprinodontiformes; Rivulidae
Product: ER membrane protein complex subunit 3-like
Biological process (GO): protein folding in endoplasmic reticulum
Cellular component (GO): membrane; EMC complex
Source: RefSeq, a predicted model, not a curated record